CUGACCUCCAGUGAAAAUCCAUGUCUGACARCACGUCGGCUUCUCUUUCCCAUAAUUUGUAUUUUGCGACUGACUGCAGUUUCUGCGCCGCUGCUGCUCAUGUACGCAAUCCCUGGAUAGGUGGUUACCAUGGAUUCCUGGGUCACAUGCGUGGGUUUCCUAUUGCCAGAAGCAGCAGAAGAUGCUUGGACCAAAAAUCCACAGCCAUUUUCAUUCAAGAAAAAGAGAGGAUCCGCUGUGGACGGCUCGCUGACUGACUGACUGACUGACUUGUGGGGUGGCCAGACUAUACACCCGGUUAUCCUUAAUUCCAUUUGGAGGAGAGGAGGGAGCUGUGUUUUUGUCUCUUUUUCGUGUGUGUGUGUGUGURUAURUGUGUGUGUGAUAUUUUGUAGAAUUCGCAGCAAACCGGUUUUGUCCACAUCCAAAGACUGAAAACAGGAAUGAGUAUAGAAAUYCCUGAGGGACUGACGGAGCUGUUACAGAGCUUUACCGUGGAAGUGUUGAGGAAUCAGCCCCGGGAUCUGCUCGAGUUUGCGUUACAGUACUUCACCCGGCUGAAGGACAGCGAGACCAAAGAGGCCUCCUUUGGCAAUGACCAAAAUUCGGCCCCGAGAUCUGGGAAAGCGGUCAAUUUCAUUGACGAGGCCAUGCAGAUCGAUUCGGAGAACGGGGAGGAGGACGACGACGACGACGAGGACGAGGAAUUCAUAGCGCCAGUGAUAAACAGAUUCAUCAGAAGAGCAUCGGUGUGUGCAGAGGCGUUCAACCCUGACGAAGAUGAAGACGAUAAAGAGCCAAGGGUUACCCAUCCCAAAACCGACGAGCAGAGGCAGAGACUACAGGAAGCUUGCAGAGACAUUCUUCUGUUCAAGAACUUAGAUCCAGAGCAGAUGUCUCAGGUUUUGGACGCCAUGUUUGAAAAGUUCUGCACGGUGGGAGAGCACAUCAUUGAUCAAGACGAUGACGGGGACAACUUCUACGUCAUCGAAAGUGGGACGUUCAACAUUUUCGUGAAGAUUGAGGGCGCGGAGAAGCUGGUGGGCUCCUACGACAACAAGGGCAGCUUCGGAGAACUGGCGCUGAUGUACAACACCCCCAGGGCGGCCACCAUAAUUGCAACCUCGCCUGGAGCCCUUUGGUGCCUGGAUCGUCUUACAUUCCGGAGGAUCAUAGUGAAGAACAACGCCAAGAAGAGGAAGAUGUACGAAGCGUUCAUUGAAACUCUCCCCCUACUCACAUCUUUAGAGGUGUCGGAGAGAAUGAAGGUAGUAGACGUGCUAUCCACCAGGGUGUACAAUGACUCACAGCAAAUCAUUGCUCAGGGUGACUUAGCGGAUUGCUUUUACAUCGUCGAGAGCGGCCAAGUUAGGAUCACCAUGAAGAGAAGCCGGACAAAAAAAGACGAGGAGGAGGAGGAGGAGGUCGAUAUUGCCACGUGCACGAGGGGCCAGUAUUUUGGGGAGUUGGCUCUUGUCACAAACAAGCCCAGAGCUGCAUCGGCAUAUGCUGUGGGGAGUGUCAAAUGCUUGGUCCUGGACGUGAAAGCGUUUGAGAGACUCCUCGGCCCUUGCAUGGACAUCAUGAAGAGGAAUAUCGCUAAUUACGAGGAGCAGCUGGUGGCCUUGUUUGGAAGUAGCGCUGAGAUUGAGCAACAGAGUGCAUAAAGCGACUCCAAUGAACCAUGAAGGAGAUGGCAGAAACAAAACAAAAAAAAAUCUCACUGUGGAUGUUUUCCACAACACUAUUCAAAACAGAAGAAGAAAUGUGAAUAUCCACUACACCACAUUUGAGUGUCUUACAAUUAAGACUAAGAUAUGGCCCGCGUUAGUAGAGCGUACGACAGAAAGUCGCAACCUGGGAAGUUGCUUAAAGCCUGUUUUAUUACGUUAAUCAUGACUAAUGUAAUGAAUAUGUGUGUAAAGAAUAUGUGUGCAUUUUACUUGUCAGUGUCAAGUGCUUGACUUUUUUUGAAAACCAAAACACUUUGUUAUGCCUCACCCCCAUUUUUAUUUUGACAACGGUAUUCUCAUAAAAAAAUUUUUUAAAAGUGUAUUAUUGCUUGUAAAUUUCUAAAUUUUACCAGUCGUAAAUUGACGCCAAAGCUGAUUUGUGUUUGGAUAAUCAUGAGCAAUUUUGGCGCACUACCUUUCGCAGUAGAAGUCCACAUGAACUACAAUGGCACGAAAAAGUAUUUGCCUCCUUAUGGACUUCUGCUUAUUUUGCUUCUUUUCGUCGGACGCAAAUGUUUUAGAUAUUGAAGCAAAUUUUUAUAUCGUGCAACGAUAGCCUGAGUGAAUCCAAAUUGCAGUUUUCAAAUGGCGAUUUUAUUUACUUAGAGAAAAACCUCUCCAAGCUAACUACUCAAAUAAAAAAGUAACUGCUUCCCUUGUUAUGCCUGCAUUAGCUAUAAUUAACCAGGUUUUCUUUGAAAGUACCUAACUGUGACUUUACUACUACCAGAGGUUAGAAAGUCACAAGAAAUCGUGUCUGAUGAGACAUCAGGCUUAGCACACAAACAGAGAAAACUUUGAACAAUUGGGAACUUUCAACAUGUCUACCAAAAUUGCUCUAAAACUGCAUUGAGAUUUUCCUCCAGCCCUUAACUGAUGCCUCUCUUCCCUCAGUUAAUUUCAAUGUUCAUCACUCAACCAUAAGAAAGAGACAGGGCAAAAAUGUCAUCCUUGAAGGUUUCCAAGGCCAAAGCCCCGUCUCUCAUUUGCCAAAAGUAUCUUAAUGAAGCCUAAGACUUUCGGGAAAAUGUUUUAUGGACUGGUGAGAGGAGAGCAGGACAAUUUGGAGGGUGUGUGUUCUGUUAGAUGUGACAUAAAACUGGCACAGCAUUUUGGAAAGAUCAAACAUGGUGUCAGAAGUGUGAUGCUCUGGGGUUCGCUUUGCUUCUUUAAAACCAAGAUUGCAUCCCUUUCUCAAUGGAAACGUGAAUUCUGCGAAACCUUUUAAUGUGGUUAAAUUAAAAGGACUCUGCAAAAGCCAACCAAAAUUGUACUACAGAAAUGGUGUGACAGCAGCGGUUGUCCCAAAGGGCGGAACAAGCAGUUUAUUAGGGUUUAUGGGGGAAUUACUUUUUCCCAUGAAGCCAUGUCAUUUUUUGACAGUUUUUUUUUUCUUUUUUCGUAAACACAUCAUUUGAAAUCUGCCAUUUGCAUUUUACUCACGGUAUCUCUGGCCUAUUUUAAGAUUUGUUAAUCUGAAACAUUUAGGCGUGAUAAAAAAAGAAAGCAACAGAAGAAGAAAUGUGUGAAGGAGGUGAAUACCUUCUCACCGUGCUGCAUUUCUAAAUCUUUCACACUGAGUUCACAUUUAUACUCAAGUACAUCUUUGUUUAUCAGCAGAUUAUAACUCUUUGAUCUGAUAAACAGUAUUCUAUUCUUCAUAAGUGUUAGUGGCUCUUUGCCGAAAUUCUCUGCUUUUACAAGGAAGCCGAUGUCAGAGGGAGAGAUAGCUGAUAGUUUUGUAAGAAUAUACAACACAUUGCUGUACUAUUUUGAAACUGAGUGUUAUUAUACGGUGUAGGCCCACUUUUCAUUUCAGACAUUUCUCCACUGGAUCGUAGUCAUUGUAGGCAGUGUCUUGAGACAGUUUCCUUUGCUGUGUUUUAAUGUGAGAUUUAGCCCAUAUUUUUUUGGUGUAGGUAAAAUAUACAUUAUUGCUGUCUACCUCUGCCAAUGACAAUUUUUGCAUAAACCUGCCGAACAGGAAUCAAAAAGGGGUCAUUUUCUUCCCCAACUAAUCUCUCUUGUUUUUUCUUUUGUUUUCUGUAACAAUGUUCUUCUGGGUUUUUUUUUCGUCUGCAGCUGAGUUUACAUUUUAAAAUGUUGAUCUCCAACCCUUUUAGUAGCACUUUUAUUUUUUAAGGCAAGACCACAACAUUAGCCAGAAAAGAAACCCAACAAAACAAAACAAUUACAUGUCUCACUUUUCAUGUCAUUAAAGAACAUUUUAUAUUUC
This is a messenger RNA of Poecilia reticulata (guppy), 3969 nucleotides long. It is a transcript of the gene prkar2b, whose product is annotated as protein kinase cAMP-dependent type II regulatory subunit beta. Gene Ontology annotation, molecular function: cAMP binding; cAMP-dependent protein kinase inhibitor activity; protein kinase A catalytic subunit binding. Lineage: Eukaryota; Metazoa; Chordata; Actinopteri; Cyprinodontiformes; Poeciliidae. The record is from RefSeq and is a predicted model, not a curated record. Gene Ontology annotation, cellular component: cytosol; cAMP-dependent protein kinase complex. Gene Ontology annotation, biological process: negative regulation of cAMP-dependent protein kinase activity.